AUGAUGUUCCCCGGCCUCCUCGCGCCCCCCGCGGGGUAUCCCAGCCUCCUGCGACCCACGCCCACCUUAACACUGCCUCAGUCCCUUCAAUCCGCAUUUUCCGGUCACUCUAGUUUCCUUGUGGAAGAUUUGAUCCGCAUCAGUCGGCCACCCACCUACCUGCCCCGCAGCAUACCCCCUGCCAGCCUGUCACCCCCCAGGCAGGAGGCCCCCACAGUCCUCGCCGACUCGGGGACCUCGGACCUGGGUUCUCCGGGGCCCGGGAGCAGGCGUGGCAGCUCUCCACAGAAUGCCCUCUCCCCUGCCAGCGAGCCCACGUUUCUGAAGUUUGGGGUGAAUGCCAUCCUCUCUUCCGCUCCCAGAAGAGAAACGUCGCCGGCUUUGCUGCAGAGUCCCCCUCCCAAGACGUUCGCCUUUCCUUACUUCGAAGGCUCCUUCCAACCGUUCAUUAGAUCCUCCUAUUUCCCAGCGUCCUCCAGCGUCGUGCCAAUCCCUGGGACCUUCUCCUGGCCGCUGGCGGCUCGCGGUAAGCCUCGCAGGGGCAUGCUACGCAGAGCUGUGUUCUCCGACGUGCAGCGGAAAGCCCUGGAGAAGACGUUCCAGAAGCAGAAAUACAUUAGCAAGCCUGACCGGAAGAAGCUGGCCGCCAAGCUGGGCUUGAAGGACUCGCAGGUGAAAAUCUGGUUCCAGAAUCGACGCAUGAAGUGGCGGAACUCCAAGGAACGUGAGCUCCUGUCUAGCGGGGGCUGCCGAGAGCAGACCCUUCCCACAAAACUAAACCCUCAUCCAGACCUUAGCGACGUGGGCCAGAAGGGCCCUGGGGAUGAGGAAGAAGACAGCCCGGGUCCCUGCCUGGCCUACCAUGCUCCCCCUGACCCUCGACACCUGCUGGAAGGACCCCUGGCUGCCUCUCCUGCACACUCCAGCAGCCCGGGGAAACCCUCGGACUUCUCUGAUUCCGAUGAAGAUGAGGAGGGUGAGGAGGAUGAGGAAAUCACUGUGUCCUAG
Cricetulus griseus (Chinese hamster) is the source of this 1008-nucleotide messenger RNA. NCBI's taxonomy places the organism in Eukaryota, Metazoa, Chordata, Mammalia, Rodentia, Cricetidae. The record is from RefSeq and is a predicted model, not a curated record.